AUGCAACGCCUGAGAACACGCAGCUCGAAGAAAGUAAACUGUAGCAACGAUUUCCAGAGGGCAAAAGCAAUGACCGAACAACCAAAGAUUACACUUCACUGGCUGGACCAUUCAAGAUCACAACGUAUUGUGUGGCUCUUAGAGGAAUUGAACUUGGAAUACACCAUCAAGCCAUAUAUUCGUACCGGUGGUCCAAGAGCGCCACCAGAGUUGAAAGCUGUUCAUCCAUUGGGUAAGGCGCCAGUACUUGUCGUUGAAUAUGCAGAUGGUAAAGAGAAAGUCAUUGCAGAGAGCGGCCACAUUAUUGCCUUUCUCAUAAGAAACUUUGAUAAGGAAUCCCUUUUAACCCCAGAUAACACAGAUGCGUUCGACGAAGUUGAGUAUUACUUACAUAUGUGUGAAGGUACACUUCAACCUGUGUUGACCUUCCUUUUGGUUCUCAACACCGCGGCUUCAAGAGCACCUUGGUUCGUUAAGCCAGUUAUCAGUUCGUUUGUCACCAAGGUGUUUGAGCUGUACAACUAUAAGGAGAUCAUCCUCUGCCUUGACUUCCUCGAGACUAAGCUCGGUGAGAACGCUGCCAAACUCACCGCAUCGUCUCAGAACUUGUUCUUUGUGAACAACAAGUUAUCUGGCGCUGAUAUCAUUUUUGCCCUGCCGGUGGGUGAGAUUUGCAUCAUUGGUGACAAGCUUAGUCAUCUCGUUGAUAAAUCCAAGUACCCCCACUUGGUAAGAUGGGCUCACGAGAUUAGGGAGAGACCAGCAUACCUCAGGGCAAUGGAGAAAACCGGCCAGUAUGAGAAGCCAAAGGAGCAAGAACAAGAGUGA
Williopsis jadinii is the source of this 828-nucleotide messenger RNA. Its product is annotated as glutathione S-transferase family protein. The coding region runs from base 1 to 828 and encodes 275 amino acids. NCBI's taxonomy places the organism in Eukaryota, Fungi, Ascomycota, Saccharomycetes, Phaffomycetales, Wickerhamomycetaceae. The record is from RefSeq and is a predicted model, not a curated record. The transcript is spliced from 3 exons.